Molecule: messenger RNA, 402 nt
Organism: Paraglomus brasilianum
Lineage: Eukaryota; Fungi; Glomeromycota; Glomeromycetes; Paraglomerales; Paraglomeraceae
Source: the annotation of a GenBank genome assembly
AUGAAAGAGAGAAAAGAAUCAUUUGUCAAAACUAAUGAUGCCUUGAAACCAGUUAGGUUGCACGGCAAAGCAAACAGCGUGCCAUUAGAAACAUUACCAGAAGGCAGAGAUAACCUGCGUGAAAUAAUCGGAUGCCCACCAAACAUGACACUUGCGACAGGAAAUACAUUCGGCACCAAGCAAGAUAAAACACGAAUCACUGUCCUCCUUGCUUGCAAUGCAACAGGUAAUGACAAAUUGCAACCACUUGUCGUCGGAAAAACUGCACGUCCACAAUGUUUUCGUCAAAUGAACAUGAAAUCCUUCCCGUUACUUAUCGUAACAAUCCAAGGCAUGGAUGCGCAGAGAUAUCUUCAGCGAAUGGUUAGCCUCAUUAAACAAAGAGAUGCGUCAGAAGAAUAG